UAAGAGUUACCCUCUUUCUGGAGAGAGCAGCCAUCAAGCUUUGCUUCUAAGGGGCAAGAAGAAGACAAGCACAGCCUAUGAGCAAAUGCUAGCAGAGCCUCCCCUCCCCCAGGAGGCCAGGAAGAGGGUAGUAGGAGGGGCGGUGUGAUUACAUUCAUGGAAAUGAGCCUGCUAGGAGAGGAGCCGCACACGAGUGUCAGCUGCUGCUGCAGCUCCGUGCAUCCGUCCCCAUCCCCGGGGCUGCGCCAGCCUUCCCUACCAGGCUCUGCUCACUCCCGCCCGCUGUUUGGCCAUUCGGCUUUUGUCUCCUCUGGACGCCUCCUCCCCUGCCCUUGUGUGCUGGCACACAAAUGCUGUCCUUGCUCCAGCUCUCCCUGCACCCAGAGCUGGGAGAGCUCCGGGGAGCCUGGGCCUGUGGGAUUGCUAUACAGAUCCACCAUGGCCUCUGACAUGGAGAACCGAGGACCAGCUGAGUCUUUGAUGUUGCUGCCCAGGGCUUGACAGGACACUGGGGCCACAGAAGAGGGGACACGCUGCUGUUCCCAGUGACCUGACUGCAGAAGAGCGUCAAGAACUGGAGAACAUCCGGCGGAGGAAGCAGGAGCUGCUGGCUGAUAUUCAGAGGCUGAAGGACGAGAUAGCAGAAGUUGCUAAUGAAAUUGAAAGCCUGGGAUCCACAGAGGAAAGGAAAAACAUGCAGAGGAACAAACAGGUAGCCAUGGGCAGGAAGAAAUUUAACAUGGAUCCUAAAAAGGGGAUCCAGUUCUUAAUAGAGAAUGACCUGCUGAAGAACACUUGUGAAGAUAUUGCCCAGUUCUUAUACAAAGGGGAAGGGCUCAACAAAACAGCCAUUGGUGACUACCUUGGGGAGAGAGAUGAGUUCAGCAUCCAGGUCCUGCAUGCCUUUGUAGAGCUGCAUGAGUUCACUGACCUGAACCUCGUCCAGGCCUUGCGGCAGUUCCUAUGGAGCUUCCGGCUCCCUGGAGAGGCCCAGAAGAUUGACCGGAUGAUGGAGGCCUUUGCCCAGCGGUACUGUCAGUGCAAUAAUGGGGUGUUCCAGUCCACAGACACUUGCUACGUCCUCUCCUUUGCCAUCAUAAUGCUGAAUACCAGCCUACACAACCCCAAUGUCAAAGACAAGCCUACAGUGGAGAGGUUCAUUGCCAUGAAUCGGGGCAUCAAUGAUGGAGGAGACCUGCCUGAGGAGUUGCUCCGGAACCUCUAUGAGAGCAUAAAAAACGAGCCCUUUAAGAUCCCAGAAGAUGAUGGCAAUGACCUCACUCACACUUUCUUCAAUCCAGACCGAGAAGGCUGGCUGCUGAAACUCGGAGGUGGCAGGGUGAAGACCUGGAAGAGGCGCUGGUUCAUUCUGACUGACAACUGCCUUUACUACUUUGAGUACACCACGGAUAAAGAGCCCCGUGGGAUCAUCCCCUUAGAAAAUCUGAGUAUCCGAGAGGUAGAAGACUCCAAAAAGCCGAACUGCUUUGAGCUUUAUAUCCCUGACAACAAAGACCAGGUGAUCAAGGCCUGUAAGACGGAGGCCGAUGGCCGCGUGGUGGAAGGGAACCACACCGUGUACCGCAUCUCAGCCCCGACCCCCGAGGAGAAGGAGGAGUGGAUCAAGUGCAUCAAGGCUGCCAUCAGCAGAGACCCUUUCUACGAGAUGCUAGCAGCACGGAAAAAGAAGGUCUCGUCCACGAAGAGACACUGAGCGUGCACCAGGGCGCGGCAGCCCCCUGAGCUGGCCCUUUCUCCCGCCUCCCCUGGAGGGGCGCAGCGGAGCCAAGCGAGGAGAGCAGAGGGCCCCUCUGCCAGUUCCUGCCCGCUCCUAAAGACUAGCUUCAGCUUUUGCAGUUUUCUAAGUGGGAGAAGGGUGGGCGGUGAGGGCUGGGGCUGCUGCCGCCCCCCGUGGCUCCAGCCGCUCUCAGAAGCGCUGCCAGCAGCAGAGCAGUGCCACGGUCCCAGGCCUCAGCUCCGCAGACCGAUGGCACGGCAGAGAGCUCUCUCUUUACCUCGCAGUGUUCCUGGCCAAGGGCCUUCACCUCUGCUCCACAAAUGCCUGUGAGGAUGUACUUUAUGGACUGAGGAGAAAGGAGGAAAGGAAAAGAAGCCACGCACUAGAAAGAUUUAUUUUUGUUUUUGUAAAGCAAACAUGAACGUAGCACUGUACUCUGCCCUCCUGUGUGCCCUGCUUGGGAAGCUUCCCCUAGUAGGGGCUCUGGGGCUGCUGGCAUCCCAGGAGCUGCUGCCUCAUGACCUAUGUGGGCAAGAGGGGCAAAAGCGGGCAGCUGGCAGGGCCCAGCAGCCACAGGGAGGCCCCCAGGGCCCCAGCAGGGCAGCAGGCAGGCAGUCUGGGCAGCUCCUGCCCAGUGCCUAUGGGGUGGGGUGAAGGUAACUAGCUCCUUGCCUGGCCUCAGUACCCAGGCCCACUGCGCUUUAAAGUGGGAGUCUGCAUUUUCCUAGUAACCAAAACUGUGAGGAGGCCACCCGUGGUCCCGGGUGGCCGACGACUGUUUCAUAGCUGGUUUUUCUUUCUCCUCCCCAAGGACUCCACUCCUCGUUCUAGAGGAAGGAGUAGGUUUUACCUGAUCCCCUUGGGGCUCCAGUCUUUUCUGCCUCAAAAGUAUCCCCAACUGGACUAUUCUGGUGCACUCUGUGGUAGCCUCCAGGAGCAGGGUCCUCGCUCAGCAGCGUGCAGUGCAGUCAGGCAAGGGUGAGGUGGCCUUUCUGUCCCCUCCCCCCAUGGCAUGCCACGGCACAUGUGUGAGUUGGCCCUGGUCUCCUGACUCAGUGUGAAGGGAGCCAUGAAGCCUAGCAUCUCCUGCCGUUCUCUCAGGGACUCUCAAGGGCGGCUCCUGCUCCUUGGCCAGGGCCAGCGUGCCAGUCCAGGCAGAGCAGGUGGCACACUCCUCCGUGUGGCCAAGGCCUCGGUGGCAGAAUGCUGCCUCCAGGCAGGUGGAGGAGCCAUGGGCCCCCUCUAGGCGGUGUGAGCUCGGCUCCUCCAAUCUCAGAAGGAGGUCAGCACCUCUGGAAAUAGCUUUGCAGAGAAGGGUGAGUCUGGGGACAGCACUCUGGCCCCCUUCCUGUGGAUCCGGCCUCGAGUGGCUUCAGGUGCUUGAUGCUGGCGUGUGUGAAGGAGACAGUGACAGAGGAGGGUCCAGGCUGGAAAACUGAGCCUCCUGGUAGAGAACCAGGCAGUGCCAGCCAGGUUGGGGGGGGGUUGGGCCAGGGUCAGAGCCUCUCCUGCACACUGGUUCUCACAGGUGUGUCCUGGGCAGACCAGCACCUGGAUCAGUAUCAGUCUAUUUAUCAGAGGUGUAAAUAAUUCAUACAUAGUUUUUCUCCUUUUAGAUUAUUUUGUAUUUGUUUAAAAAAAGAUUUGUCAAAAUACAAAGAAAUGACUGAAAGUUGUUGACAGGGUUUUUUAAAAAUAUUAUUAUUAUUCCAAUUGUUUUUUGUUUGUCUUUGCCUUGUAAACUAGCUCCAAGGAACUGCAGCAAAUAAACUCCAAAUGUGCCCAAAGCA
Peromyscus californicus insignis is the source of this 3528-nucleotide messenger RNA. It is a transcript of the gene Cyth1, whose product is annotated as cytohesin 1. The record is from RefSeq and is a predicted model, not a curated record. Lineage: Eukaryota; Metazoa; Chordata; Mammalia; Rodentia; Cricetidae. Gene Ontology annotation, biological process: regulation of ARF protein signal transduction. The transcript is spliced from 13 exons. Bases 695 to 1714 code for a protein of 339 amino acids. Gene Ontology annotation, molecular function: guanyl-nucleotide exchange factor activity.